Caenorhabditis auriculariae is the source of this 436-nucleotide messenger RNA. The record is from the annotation of a GenBank genome assembly. Lineage: Eukaryota; Metazoa; Nematoda; Chromadorea; Rhabditida; Rhabditidae.
AUGGCCAAGCCAGCCUAUGCGAGGGUGAAACACUUACAUGAAGUAGCGACAUCCAUUUCCAUGCUCGGUAAGUUGAUAUUAUGAUCUUUGAAUUUUUUUCAAAGUUUUCAGGGACGUCCAAAGACGAUGGAUAUGCGAAAAUUUCGCGACAUAUUUCGAAGACGCUGCGAGAAGUUUUAGAUAGAGAUAGGAUGCACGUGGAAUCCAGCUUGAAACGUGCUUUCUGUCGAAAGUGUAGAGAAGUUCUUGUUGGAAAAGUGAUAAUGUCUGGAAGUUCUUUGCAAAAAUUCAAUUACAGAUCGAGAAAUCGGAGAUAUCUUUCCCAGAAAAAAACGUCGUCCGGCAAACUUGUUGCCGAUGUCAGAAUUAUCGCAACUACAUGACUUUACGCGGAUACGGGCAGCAGCUGAAAGAACAGCACCUAAAAAUAAACUAA